UAUAGUCGAAAAACCUAAAAAAAUAUGCGGCAUCGAUUUCAAAUUAGAACACGAAUGAAAUUUUUUCAUUCUUUCUUUCUUUUUCACAUUUGAAUGGAACUUAUUCGUUGUGUUUCCUGAUCGGGCUCUCGACCAUGGAGCCGAAUCGCCUGCCUCCCAAGCUCGGAUCCUUCCAUUACACCUUCGAACAGCGGAGCAAGGAGCGGCUCCUCUCCGCCGCCUUCCUCCCUAAUCUCUACGACGAGCCCUCCUCCCGGCGCCGCUGCUGCUUCUGGUGCCUCUCCGAUGGGGCCGCCGCGGCGUGGGAGGGCCUCCACGACCUCGUCCUCAAGGGCUGGAAGUUCGGCCGAUCCGAUCCCCGCAAGGUGGUGUUCGCCGCCAAGAUGGGCCUCGCCCUCACCAUCGUCGCGGUCCUCAUCUUCUUCCGGGUGCCAUUCCGCGACCUCUCCAAGCACUCCGUCUGGGCGAUCCUCACCGUCGUCGUCGUCUUCGAGUUCAGCAUAGGUGCAACCCUAAGCAAGGGUUUUAAUCGGGGGUUAGGAACAUUACUUGCGGGAGGUCUUGCUCUAGGGGUGGCAUCGAUAGCAACAAUUGCUGGUGAUUGGGAAGAAGUGAUUGUCAUCAUUUUUAUCUUUGUUGCUGGUUUUCUUGCAUCUUACAUAAAGCUAUUCCCAAAAAUGGCUCCAUAUGAAUAUGGAUUUCGGGUGUUCUUGCUUACAUUUUGUUUCAUUCUAGUGUCUGGAUACAAGACAAGAGAGUUUGUUGAGACUGCUGUGAGUCGGUUUUUAUUAAUUGCACUUGGUGCUGCUGUUGGCAUGGGGAUAAAUAUUUGUAUUUAUCCAAUCUGGGCAGGAGAGGAUCUACACAACCUAGUGGCAAAGAACUUCAUAGGCGUGGCCAAGUCUUUGGAAGGCUGUGUCAAUGGAUAUCUUCAGUGUGUUGAAUAUGACAGAAUUCCUUCCAAAAUUCUUACAUACCAAGCUCAUGAUGAUCCAAUGUAUAGUGGGUACAGGUCUGCUGUUCAAUCAACGAGUCAGGAGGAUUCUCUUUUAGGUUUUGCUUCCUGGGAGCCCCCACAUGGUCCUUAUAAGCAGUGGAAGUAUCCCUGGAGCUCGUAUGUUAGAGUCAGUGGUGCACUCAGACAUUGUGCCUUUAUGGUUAUGGCCUUGCAUGGUUGUGUACUUUCGGAGAUUCAGGCUCCACCUGAGAGCAGACAAAUUUUUAGGAGUGAGCUGAAGCGGGUUGGUACAGAGGGUUCUAAAGUAUUGCGUGAGCUUGGAGAUUUAAUUAAGAAAAUGACUAAGCUAAGAAAACAAAAUUUUCUUUUUGAAGUCCAUGAGGCAGCUGAGGUGUUGCAGAAGAAGAUAGACCAGAAAUCUUAUCUUCUAGUGAAUUCGGAAAGAUGGGAUGGUGCAGAGCUCCCUGACGGAAUGAAAUGGAUGUUAGACAGAGCUAACAUGGAAUGUGAGAACAAAUCAGAAUUGCCUCAGGAUUAUCGACCGCCGCCAAUGUCAACCAAUUAUGGUGCACACAACUCUGUCAUUAGUGAUAUGGCUUCUCUGUCAAGGAUGGAUUCGUUCCUCAAAAAGCAGAUGCAAUGGCCGGCCUCAAGGCAAUCCUUUCAUGUAGAAGCCAUGCCAAGUCAACUCGAAUCAACAACCUACCAAAGUGCUAGUGCAUUGUCAUUGGCAACUUUUGCUUCUCUACUUAUUGAAUUUGUUGCGAGGCUUCAGAAUUUGGUGGAUGCAUACGAGGAGCUAUGUGAAAAAGCUAAUUUCAAAGAACCCGUACAGGAACCAACCUUAGAGACCACCGGGCAUGGAGUUUGAACGAGAGUCAAGGAGCAAUUUUAUAAGAAAAAAGGAAUUAGUUUAAAUGGUCAGGAUUAUGUGAACGGAAGAAAGUUAUAAGGGAGUCACUUUUGACAGAGGAACGACUGUAGGCUGUUAGCGCCGUGCAACAAAAUUACACAACGGAGAAGUAGAAAUCUCUUCCCUCUGAAACUACAAAUGAGAUUGAUUGGUCGACAGACCUUUAAUUUUUCUUUUUUAUUUUGCUUUUCGGUUGUUCUAAAUAUCUCCUGGAAUGGUUCUGCGAGAAGUUUUCAUCCUAUUUUUUUUGAUAAAGUAACAUCUUUGUUAUUAUUUAUGUGGAUGUCUAAAAUUACACACACAAUU
Messenger RNA from Zingiber officinale, 2177 nucleotides. Its product is annotated as aluminum-activated malate transporter 9-like. Lineage: Eukaryota; Viridiplantae; Streptophyta; Magnoliopsida; Zingiberales; Zingiberaceae. Gene Ontology annotation, cellular component: plant-type vacuole membrane. The transcript has 6 exons. The record is from RefSeq and is a predicted model, not a curated record. Bases 135 to 1829 code for a protein of 564 amino acids. Gene Ontology annotation, biological process: malate transport.